Messenger RNA from Panicum hallii, 2295 nucleotides. Its product is annotated as LRR receptor-like serine/threonine-protein kinase FEI 1. Gene Ontology annotation, biological process: protein phosphorylation. Lineage: Eukaryota; Viridiplantae; Streptophyta; Magnoliopsida; Poales; Poaceae. The record is from RefSeq and is a predicted model, not a curated record. Bases 308 to 2089 code for a protein of 593 amino acids. The transcript is spliced from 14 exons. Gene Ontology annotation, molecular function: receptor serine/threonine kinase binding; protein kinase activity; ATP binding.
GGCCCUCCCUCCGUCCCCUCGCCACACCUCCCGCCGCUACCGUGUCGUCCGGCCGUCGUCGCCUGUCUGCCCCCCCGCUCGCCGCCGCGGCAGCGCGCCCGAGCCCCGUCCCCAGAUCGCCGCGGUGCUUCCCGCCGGCGUCCGCGCGGCGCAGGUUCGGAAAUCUAUUUGGCCAUGCUGGUAGUGGCCGCGUGUUAAGUCCAUCUCUGGUUUGAAAGACACACACACACACGCCAAUAUGCUUCAAUGACAUCUGGAAACUGGAAUAGUAUGUGCUGAUUAUAUAUGCUUCAUCAGCUGAUUAUCAAUGGGCUCUUUCCUAAGGAAACAGCCCAGCUACCUCUUCAUUUUGAUAAUUCUGCACCUUGUUGCUCAUGAGGCAAGAACACUGAGUUCGGAUGGGGAAGCACUUCUUGCCUUCAAGAAGGCAGUUACAAAUUCAGAUGGGGUCUUUCUAAAUUGGCACGAGCAAGAUGCAGACCCCUGCAAUUGGAAGGGUGUUAGAUGCGAUAGUCAUAGCAAGAGAGUGAUUAAUCUGAUUCUUGCAUAUCACAGAUUAGUUGGACCAAUACCGCCAGAAAUUGGAAGGUUAAAUCAGUUGCAAACUUUAUCACUGCAGGGGAACAGUUUGUAUGGUUCACUCCCUCCUGAAUUGGGAAACUGUACCAAGCUGCAGCAAUUGUAUCUACAAGGAAAUUAUUUAAGUGGAUACAUCCCUUCAGAAUUUGGUGAUCUGGUGGAACUUGGGGCAUUGGACUUAUCCAGUAAUACGUUGAGCGGAUCUAUUCCACAUUCUCUUGAUAAGCUGUCCAAACUUACAUCAUUCAAUGUUUCCAUGAACUUCCUGACAGGAGAAAUACCAUCUUCUGGUUCACUUCUCAAUUUCAAUGAGACAUCCUUCGUUGGGAACCUUGGUUUAUGUGGGAAGCAGAUUAACUCAGCAUGCAAAGAUGCACUUCAAUCACCAUCAAAUGGUCCUCAGUCACCUUCAGAUGACGUGUUCAAUAAAAAGAACGGGAAAAAUUCUACCAGACUUGUUAUUAGUGCAGUAGCAACAGUUGGAGCUCUCCUAUUGGUGGCUUUAAUGUGUUUCUGGGGUUGCUUUCUUUACAAGAAUUUUGGAAAGAAAGAUAUGCGUGGUUUCAGGGUUGAGCUAUGCGGAGGCUCUUCUGUUGUGAUGUUCCAUGGGGACCUUCCAUACUCCUCAAAAGACAUCCUCAAGAAACUAGAGACUAUGGAUGAGGAAAAUAUCAUUGGAGCAGGGGGCUUCGGAACUGUUUAUAAACUUGCCAUGGAUGAUGGGAAUGUCUUUGCGUUGAAACGAAUAGUGAAAACAAAUGAAGGACUAGAUCGGUUCUUUGAUAGAGAACUUGAGAUAUUGGGAAGUGUUAAACAUCGUUAUCUGGUCAACCUUCGUGGUUACUGCAACUCUCCUUCAUCCAAACUGUUGAUAUAUGACUAUCUUCAAGGUGGAAGCCUGGAUGAAGUAUUGCAUGAAAAGUCUGAACAGUUGGAUUGGGAUGCACGUAUUAACAUAAUACUAGGAGCUGCAAAAGGCUUGUCAUAUUUGCAUCAUGACUGUUCACCUCGAAUAAUACAUCGUGAUAUUAAGUCGAGCAACAUCUUACUUGACGGCAACUUUGAGGCCCGUGUAUCAGACUUUGGACUGGCAAAACUAUUAGAGGAUGAAGAAUCACAUAUUACUACAAUAGUUGCAGGAACAUUUGGUUACCUUGCACCAGAGUACAUGCAAAGUGGCAGAGCCACUGAGAAGACUGACGUCUACAGCUUUGGGGUUCUGGUACUUGAAAUACUGAGUGGAAAGCGGCCUACUGAUGCAUCAUUCAUUGAGAAGGGAUUAAACAUUGUUGGAUGGUUGAAUUUUCUGACUGGUGAGCAUCGGGAGAGGGAAAUUGUCGAUCCCAACUGUGAAGGUGUGCAGAUUGAGACCUUAGAUGCUCUGCUUUCUCUAGCCAAGCAAUGUGUAAGCUCUUUGCCGGAGGAGCGGCCGACAAUGCACAGGGUGGUACAGAUGCUGGAGUCGGAUGUAAUUACGCCAUGCCCUAGCGAUUUCUACGAUUCAGAGUAGUCUCCUGGACAAGCCACACUGCCCCUAGUUUCCCGUCGAGGCGCAUUCCUUUAUUCUUUGCAGAUACUGUGUAAAUGCAUUGCCGCGGUGUUUGGUGUCCAAUGGGCUGGUUCAACGGGUGACAUUUUUGCGUCUGUAUACCUAUGUAUGUAUCCGUCCUGUGCUACAGAGCUAUUAUGUUGAUUUAAUAAGAGAACUUACCAGUA